GUAGAAGUAGGGAGACAAGAUGGUGUUCCUUGUCAACAGAGGGAUCCUGACAUGUUGCGUGUUAAGAAGGUGGACUCAGUAGCGUUUAUUACUUUGGUUAUCAACUUCACAGUGCAAACGGAGAGGAAAUGUGAGAAAAUAGGCAUCAGCGUUUGUUCUGCAGCGGCAUUGCACGGAAUCCUGUCGAUGAACGCUCUGUCCACACAUGCACCUGCGCCUGGUUGUGAUUUGAAGUGGGAUGGUUGUUUGAUUUAUUUUUUUGUAUUAUUUCGGGUCACCAGCCCCUCUUCCCGCAAUGGAAUAUGUUUUGUUUCAAUACCCUGUACAGUAAGCGGGCGGCAAUACACCAAUAGGUGUAGUCUGCCAUAAAAACGUAAAGAAGAUCAAAGCACUGCAGCCGGAAGUUCGAAUCGCUUUGUUCCGGUCGCGUUCACACACUGCAGCCACAGGUCUUUGCUAUUUGUUGACAGUAGCAUAGCUAGCCAGUCUGAACGGCUAUGUCAAUAUUUUGUUGACUUAGCCAGCUGAAGCGUUGCUGUGAAAAUGAGUUCUCCAGGGAAUCGACACGGGACAAAAAGACCUGGCUCUCCAAGUGAAGAUGGACCUACACCAUGGGAAGCUGCAGAUCUGGGGGACAGUGAGAGAAAGCAGAAGUUUUUGCGGUUGAUGGGUGCAGGGAAGAAAGAGCACACUGGGCGCCUAGUCAUUGGAGAUCACAAGUCAACAUCCCAUGUCCGCAGUGGGGCGGAGGACAGGAGGAUGAACUCUGAGCUGGAGCUGCAGUACCAGCAGGGGCUGGACGGGAAGCUGUCAGGCAGAAACAGGAGACACGUCGGCCUGGGCUUCAGUGAGCCUGAACCAGCCCCACCUUCCCCACCUGCAGAAAGCCAAAGCAAAGCAGAGCAACCAGCCAGUCCCAAAGCCCCAGACAGCCCUUCGGAAAACCAGGAGUCACCAGAGAAAUCCCUUUCACAGAGCCCAAACGGCAGGACAGAGCCCAGCGCAAAAGACAAGAGGGUAGAAGACAAGAAACACAAAAUGGCCUUUGUGAAGUCAUCCUAAGAAUGGGCGAAAAACUAAAUCACUUUUUCUAACGUCGAACCACAGAUUUGUAAAUAUGUUCUUUUGUCUCUGAAGUACUUGGUAACUUCAUGGUUUAAGAAUGUAUUUUUUUUAAUGUUUCAAUGCUGAGCAGCGUACUACUGUAGGAGGUGACGUAAUCGUCGAUUGAGACAGAUUCUUCCCAUUAUUUUGUCCAUUUUUAGGAGUUCCUAACUGGAAGAGGGACUGGUCUGACGUGUUUUUAAUGGAUCUGAGAUGAAGCAAAGGCUUUAAUUAAGUUGUAUUGAAUGAAACCUAUUGGCUCGAUAGCUCUUUUACAGUCCUGUUCAAAUGUCUCACCAUCAGUAAUAAAAGGUACUUAAUGACAAACUGAA
Oncorhynchus mykiss (rainbow trout) is the source of this 1436-nucleotide messenger RNA. RefSeq names its product small acidic protein. NCBI's taxonomy places the organism in Eukaryota, Metazoa, Chordata, Actinopteri, Salmoniformes, Salmonidae. The record is from RefSeq and is a predicted model, not a curated record.